AGCCCCGCCACGAGGAAGACUAUCAUCUACGGUUCUUGACGGCUUCACUCGAAUCUCAGCGCAACUAUGUGCAACGUGUCGAUUGGGUAUUGAUAUCUAAUCUUUACACGUUAUUACCCUCAACCGUCAAUUCAGGCGGGCAAGACAUGCUGAGGCAGACUCGGCCUAUUGCGAUUCGUUGGCACUCAGUGAUUUCAACUCUCCCCUCGUCACGCCACCGAUUUUCGACCCGCUGGGGUUCACUACAUCCACGCUCAACAACGUCCCUUUCUUUGACCAAGCAUAGAAGAAUUGAAGAUAACGAACCAGAGAUGCCUGAACAACGCCUAGCCGACGAAGGCUAUGAGAUUCUUAUUCCCAAACUGCGUCAUUUGGCAGCCUCACUGGAUGGAAAAUCGACGUGCAUUAGCUGCAAUGAACUGAAAGACAACUCAAACCGACUUUUCCGCCUCGCAAUGGAUGAUGGGCGCGAACUCAUAGCCAAAAUACCCUCUCCGCAUUCUGGGCUCGCCUUUUACACCACAGCUUCUGAAGUGGCGACUAUGGAAUUUUUGCGUCUUUACACAGCUGUUCCAGUUCCAAAAGUCGUCGCUUGGAGCUCAGAACCGACAAAUGAGAUUGGUGCGGAAUACAUAAUUACGGAGAAGGUCCCUGGUGUUACCCUCUCAAAGUCGUGGGAUAGCUUACAGCCCUUGGAUCAAUACCAUAUCAUUGAACGGAUUGUCCAAAUUGAAAGGGCCCUUGCAAGACUGGAUUUCCCCGCAUAUGGAGCUCUUUACUUACGGGAGUUUUACCCCGCCGAUCUCAAGAAAAUCUCUAUCUCGGACACGUUAGAUCGUGACCACCUGUUCUGCGUUGGCAAAACUGUGGACGCAGAGCCAUGUGAAACUUUAAAGGGUUUUGCACUGUCGUUCAUCCAACAAGAUCUGAAUACGAAUGAAAGUACAGACGCGGAAAGCAAAGGUCACGGAUCUCUGUGUCUUAGUCAACGCCGUCUUCUGCCGCAGAGUGUUUCAAACAUCAUUACCACGUUGUCAUCGGAAGAUCGUGCUCAAAAGGUAUCAAGACCAGUGCUAUGGCAUCCUGCUUUACACCUCAAGAACAUUAUCGUUUCACCAGAUGACCCCACGCGUAUUCAGGGUAUAACUGGCUGGCGCUCUUCCCAAGUAUUGCCUCUUUUUUUACAGGCCCGUUUUCCUGAAUUCUUGGGUACUCCGACUUUCUAUCAGUUUGGGGAUGGCCUACCGAGUCUAGCGGGCUUUAAUGAAAUGAAUAAUGAAGAACAGGAUCGAGCUCUCAAGAUGAAAAGUUUGGUGGCGCGAUCCCGUUACUACGAAAUGUGUCUCGCUCAAAUACACGAAUUGGCCUAUGACGCUAUGACGCUUGAUCAAAGACUAGGGGAUCCUUUUCAACACUGCCGGGCUCAAGGGCACGUCACCCCACCACAGCGGCUCCUAGGCUCCGGGUUAUCAAUUGUUCAAUCGGAUGCUGACCAGAUGCGCCACAGAGCUGCCGAUUCCAAGCCGAGCUCUGUCGUAGAUGUGUUGACCAUCUUUAGUCAAAACCUCCGAAGAAUCUUCGGUUCCAAUGCCAACUUGAAGAAGCUUUAA
Messenger RNA from Penicillium subrubescens, 1610 nucleotides. RefSeq lists its product as uncharacterized. NCBI's taxonomy places the organism in Eukaryota, Fungi, Ascomycota, Eurotiomycetes, Eurotiales, Aspergillaceae. The coding region runs from base 147 to 1610 and encodes 487 amino acids. The record is from RefSeq and is a predicted model, not a curated record. Gene Ontology annotation, cellular component: mitochondrion. The transcript is spliced from 4 exons.